Messenger RNA from Cololabis saira (Pacific saury), 1740 nucleotides. It is a transcript of the gene galr1b, whose product is annotated as galanin receptor 1b. The transcript is spliced from 3 exons. Gene Ontology annotation, molecular function: G protein-coupled peptide receptor activity. Gene Ontology annotation, cellular component: membrane. Gene Ontology annotation, biological process: neuropeptide signaling pathway. NCBI's taxonomy places the organism in Eukaryota, Metazoa, Chordata, Actinopteri, Beloniformes, Belonidae. Bases 80 to 1156 code for a protein of 358 amino acids. The record is from RefSeq and is a predicted model, not a curated record.
CGGAACUUUUCCUUUGGCAGAUAGUCCAGGAAGCUCCUGCGUGAUUGCGCAGCCGGAUCGUCACCCCGGGGGCUCCGCGAUGCUUCCCCCCAGGAACGACUGCCUGCUCUGGGACGCGCUCCAGGACCCCAACGCGUCCGCGGGCCCCGCCGGGGACCCCCACGGGGAGGGUCCGGGCCCCGAGGCCGUGGCCGUGCCGCUGCUGUUCGGGCUGAUCUUCGUGCUGGGGGUGCUGGGGAACCUGCUGGUGGUGGGGGUGAUCCUCGGGCUGGGCCGCCGCGGGGCAGCGCACCCCCCCGGCCCCACCAACGUGUUCCUGCUGAACCUGAGCGCGGCCGACCUGGGCUUCCUGCUGGUGUGCGUGCCCCCCCAGGCCACCGUGUACUCGCUGCCCCACUGGGUGUUCGGGGGCUUCCUCUGCAGCUUCGGACACUUCUUCACGUCGGCCUGCAUGCUGGUCAGCAUCUUCACGCUGGUGGCCAUGUCCGCGGACCGCUACCUGGCCGUGGUGCGCGCCCGCAGCGCGCUCUGCGUCCGCAGCCGCAGGAACGCGCUGGCCGGGGUGCUGCUGAUCUGGGGCGCGUCCCUGGCGUGCUCGGGGCCGGUGGCCCGGCACCAGGUCCUGCUGACCGGACACCCCAGCGCCCCCAACAGCACCUUCUGCUGGGAGGACUGGUCCGGGGCCGGGCAGGGCCGGCGCGCGUACAAGGUCCUGGUCCUGGUGCUGGGGUUCCUGCUGCCGCUGCUGCUCAUCUGCUGGUGCUACUCCAGGGUUUUAUGUCACCUCCAUAAAAAGAUGAUGACCAAAUCCAAGAAGUCCAAGCGCUCCAAGAAAAAGACGACUCAGACGGUCCUUCUGGUUGUGGCGGCCUUCACCAUCUGCUGGAUGCCCCACCAUAUUAUUGCCAUGUGGGUGGAGUUCGGCACCUUCCCCCUCAACGACGCUACCUUUGCCUUCCGCAUCAUCUCCCACUGCCUGUCCUAUGGAAACUCCUGUGUCAAUCCCAUCCUCUAUGCCUUCAUGUCCGAGAACUUCCGUAAAGCAUGCCGCCAAGUGCUCGGCCGCCACUUCCUGUCCUCCAUGCCUCCCCAUGGCACAGUAGUCCGAUUCCGCCUAGACAACUUCUCCACAACACACUCUACUACCAAUGUCUGAAGGAGCAGAGGUCUGGCAGAAACAAAGCCAACUUGUCUGUUUGGCUGGAGCGGGACACAUGACUGCUGGAGCUAAACUGAUUGGUUUCUGUGGUCAGCCUAAACGGGUCUGGCUACAGGACGUCCAGCAGAAAAACAGAGAAAAGCAUGUGAAACAUGGUGCUCAGAAACUGUCCUGAUUUAUUUGUCUGUUUUUUUUAAGUGAUUUUUUUCAACUCAUAAAAACAAUUGAACUCAACAAACCUUAAUUUAAAUUCUGCAACUUGUGUACACGCCAAACUCACCGACAUGAUUGUGAACAGUUCCCAGUCUGUAAUUUUAUUUAGCUCCAGAGAUAUGUUGACUGAUGUCAGUUUCACAGUUUACACUGUUGCUAGCUUAGCUGAAUUUAAUAGUCUAACCAUCAGCUGUAGAAAAGAGACAAGACAAACCCCCUUCAUCACUGUGGACUCAAACAGCAGCGAAUGUUAACGCUCAGUGGGUGGUACUUAGAUCUGAGCCAACCAUGGCUGACGACGAGGGUCUGGAUCCAGACCUGCAUGUUCAAUGUUCAACUUUGCAGAAGAAAUAAACAUAUUUAUAGUC